Molecule: messenger RNA, 900 nt
Organism: Jatropha curcas
Lineage: Eukaryota; Viridiplantae; Streptophyta; Magnoliopsida; Malpighiales; Euphorbiaceae
Source: RefSeq, a predicted model, not a curated record
AUGACCACAAUAGCUAAUCUAACAAUUCCUCAUUUCAGGGAAGUCAUUGAUAAUGCUAGAAGUUUGAUUGAUGAGGCAAUUGCUCGUAAUCUGAACAUAAACGAUCUUAUUUUUGGUCCUUCAAUGAAAUAUAAGUGUCAAUCUCAAGGUCUGGCUUCCCCAAUUCCUGAAUUUCAAGUGUUCUUCAAUGAUCAUGUCUUGAAUGAUUUCAAUACUCUAUUUAGAUCUCUCCCUCCAAAAAGGGGAUACUUUGCUGCUGGCGUGCCAGGUUCAUUCCUUGGGCGUUUAUUCUCCAGGUCCUCUCUUCAUCUAAUGCAUACUUCCACUUCAUUGCAUUGGCUAUCUCAGUCUCAGAUGCCAGAAGAGAUUCUAAAUAACCACUCUCCUGUUUGGAACAAGGGCAGAAUUUUCUACACUAAUGCCUCAGAUGAAGUAUGCAAAGCAUAUGCCACCCAGUUCGAAAAGGAUAUGGAGAUAUUUUUGGAUGCUAGAGCCAAAGAGCUUGUGGUUGGUGGGAUUAUAUUAAUCAUGGUGCCAACUAUCCAUGAUGGGAUUUCUCAUUCUUGUGAAUAUUUUAAUGUGUCGUUUGAUAUUCUGGGAUCUAGCCUCAUGGACAUGGCUAGAGAGGGAUUGGUGAGAGAAGUGCAAGUGGAAUCGUUCAAUCUCCCCUUUUAUAUUCCAUCUGCUAAGGAGGUGACAGAACUUGUAAAAAGAAACAGUUGCUUCAUUAUUGAGAGAACUGAGUUAUUUAAAGCUUUUUCGGAAAUGUUAAUGGCGGAAUCAUGCAUGUGUAAUGAAUGGAGGAGAUGGCGAUUACAGCUAUGCAAUUCAGCUAUUGCAAACUCGUCUUUUCGGUGUGUGAGAGAAGCCAUUGAUAAUGCUAAAAGAUUGAAGCUGUGA